GUGGUCUUUUGAAGUAGUUCCUCAACACACUCACACACACACACACAGCCGCCAUGAUGUCAAACGAAGAGGAGCUGCCCCCGGUCGACCCCGAGCAGAUGAUAGUGUUGAAGAGGGCGUUCGACAGCUUCGACUCGGAGAAGAGGGGCGCCAUCUCGACGGAAAUCGUGGGCACCAUAUUGCGCAUGAUGGGCCAGGCCGUGAACAGGCAGAUCCUCACCGCGGUCAUCGAGGAGGUGGACGUGGACGGCUCUGGGAUGCUUGAGUUCAACGAGUUCGUUUUACUGGCGCAGAAGUUCAUGAACGAGGAGGACGAGGAGGAGACCAAGAAGGAGCUGUACGAGGCCUUCAGACUCUACGACAAGAACAGCGAGGGCUUCAUCCCGACCGGUGUGCUGCGGGAGAUCCUUCACGAGCUGGACGACAAGCUCACCAACGAGGAACUGGACGGCAUCAUUGACGAGAUCGAUCAGGACGGAUCCGGCACGGUGGACUUCGAUGAAUUUAUGGACAUGAUGACUGGCUAAGGGGGGGGAGGGGCGUGUCAUGAGUCAGACGAACCCUCCACCCCUCACCGCCCCCCUUCUGCUCCCCCCCCUUCGUGACCGCAUCGUUACGUCACACCCACCGCCCAAUGAGAGGGUAGAUAUGAUAGUCUUCUGCCCAUACCCGUUCACCCAUCCACCCACGGAGCCUGUCUACUUGUUCAUCUGCUUGUUUGUCUGUUUGUCUGUCACGCCCACCACCACCACCAGCCCCGCCCCGCUACCCAUCGCAAAACAUCAAGAAACAACACCAAUAUGAACUGUAAACACACUUCGGAGCCUGUCUGUCUACCUGUAACCUCCUGUCUGGCUGUCUCUGUUUAUCUCGCCCACCACCAGAAGCAGCGCCCCGCCACGCCCACUGCAAAACAUCUACCAGUAACAACACCAUUAAGAAAAAGCCAUAAUAUAACGUCAAUUGCGUAUGCCCCCAACUUUGCUUACGGCACGCUGGUAUAAUUAAUCUACCAAACACCGCAUAUACUCCUUCAUAAGUUGAUCUCACUCUCUAAGGCAAAGGUACGGAGGAUUGAGGAGUGAAUCUAACCCUCUUGGAAUGUUCACAGUCGAUUCCUUUGAAGACGUGGCCUUAAAAACAGUGUGGCACAAAAAAUAGACCUUUGACACGGUAAUAGAUCAUGAACAACCUAGUCAAAUAAUGAAGGAAAGUUAGUGGAGGAAAGAACAUCAGUAUCAACGGUUUGUCUAUUAGGAAAUGGAAUCAAUGGUAUAUGUGAGAGAAUAAACUUGGCAAACAAUGAAGAAAUGGAAAUGGAAGAAAACAUUGAUAAUAAUAAUUCGCCUAUAAAGUUGACCUCUCUCUCUAAGGCUAUAUAUGGUACGGAGGGUUGAGGAGUGAAUCUAACCCCCUUGGAAUGGAAUCAAUGGGGAGAGAAUAAACUUGGCAAACAAUAAAGAAAUGGAAAUGGAAGAAAACAUUGAUAAUAAUAAUUCGCCUAUAAUGUUGACCUCACUCUCUAAGGCUAUAUACGGAGGAUUGAGGAGUGAAUCUAACCCCCUCGGAAUGUUCAGAGUCGAUACAUCUGAAGCAAUGAAGAAAUAACAGUGUAUGAAAAAAACAAAAAUACACACCGACAGUUCAUCUCUCAAGUAAUGGCACCAAUAUAUAUACACAAGAAUAAACCUGUCAUAAAAAAACGAAAGCUCUCGUCAUAAAUAUAAGAACCAAGGUAGUAUAUAGAUCAAGGUAUGCAAACAUGUCUCAACGUCUCCUUCACUUCCCCUCGCUUCUCCGUACACACCCACCCAUACAGCCUCCCUCCCUUGCUAGGCCAUCAUUCACACCUGUUAUGAAAAGGUGGAAGGUGAAAAAACUAUUAAAUAUUCACCGUUUCCCUCCCUCUUCUCUCCUACCUUUCCUUUAACUGCUACAAUUUUUCUCUCUUUUUCUUCCUCCUCCUCUCACAUUUAGAGUUUCAAGUGGACGCGUGCAAGAAUGGGCUGCAAUUGCGGUUAAGUUUGUGGCCUUUUUUUGUACACUUGCAUUCUUUAAGUUUGGUUGGGUGAGUCAUAUUAUAUAGCGCCACUUUUUUUCAACUUUUUCUCCUCCUCCUCCUCCUGGAUGAAGCUAUUGAGAUACCAAGGUAGUCUUUCCUUUCUAUCCCUCAAACUCUUCAUUAGCCUAGUCUCUCAUUCCUUCAUCUUGUAACGCAACGUCCUCUUCCUCUUCCUCCUCCUGCAUGAAGCUACUGGGAUAUCAAUAUAGGGUUUGUUUUAUAUUCCUUGUCUUUCCUUUCUAUCCCUCAAACUCUUCCUUAGCAUAGUCUCUCAUUCCUUCAUCUUGUGUAACCGCUAACACAACAUUCUCCUCCUCCUCCUCCUGCAUGAAGCUACUGGGAUAUCAAUGUAGUGUUUGUUUUAUAUUCCUUGUCUUCCUUUUCUAUCCCUCAAACUCUUCAUUAGCCUAGUCUCUCAUUCCUUCAUCUUGUGUAACCGCUAACGCAACAUUCUCCUCCUCCUCCUCCCACAAGUACUAAAAUAUCAUGAUAAGGUUCGCGGAAUGACGUCAGACCAUCAAGUUACCCUUCCCUCAGCCCCCAACCAAGCCAUAUAUUUAGAGACUAUUUGACACACUGAACGUUCUUACCGCGGCCUCCAUCCCUCCCUCCCUCGCUCGCUCGCUUCUUGGGGCAAAAACAAGAUUAAUAAAAAAAAGACAUCCGUAUAUUUAGCUUCAUGUCUGAGGGUGUAACUGUGGUAUUUUUUUUCUCUCUGGGGUCUCGUCAUGUCUCGCUCAAGGCCGCUAUACAUAAUCACCGUCAUAAAGGAGAAUGGAGAGAGAGAGAGAUAGACAGAGGAAAAUGACAGACAGAGAGAGAGCUACCAUGGAUUUCAGAGGCCGUGUUAUAUAGUUUUUUUGGGAUUUUUUUUUUUAACAAAGCAUCGGAGAGUUGAGGGAUUUAUAGACGGAGGGAAAAGACAGAAAAAUCGCUAAUAUGGGUUUCAGAGGCCGUGUUAUAUCGUUUUUUGGGGGAUUUUUUUGAACAAAGCGUCGGAGAGUUGAGGGAUUUAUAGACGGAAGGAAAGACAGAAAAAUCGCUAAUAUGGGUUUCAGAGGCCGUGUUAUAUCGUUUUUUGGGGGAUUUUUUUGAACAAAGCGUCGGAGAGUUGAGGGAUUUAUAGACGGAAGGAAAGACAGAAAAAUCGCUAAUAUGGGUUUCAGAGGCCGUGUUAUAUCGUUUUUUGGGGAUUUUUUUGAACAAACCGUCGGAGAGUUGA
Messenger RNA from Eriocheir sinensis (Chinese mitten crab), 3284 nucleotides. RefSeq names its product troponin C, isoallergen Bla g 6.0101-like. Gene Ontology annotation, molecular function: calcium ion binding. NCBI's taxonomy places the organism in Eukaryota, Metazoa, Arthropoda, Malacostraca, Decapoda, Varunidae. The record is from RefSeq and is a predicted model, not a curated record. The transcript is spliced from 6 exons. The coding region runs from base 54 to 527 and encodes 157 amino acids. Gene Ontology annotation, cellular component: myosin II complex.